Molecule: messenger RNA, 417 nt
Organism: Rhopalosiphum padi (bird cherry-oat aphid)
Lineage: Eukaryota; Metazoa; Arthropoda; Insecta; Hemiptera; Aphididae
Exons: 3
Coding region: 1-339 (112 amino acids)
Source: RefSeq, a predicted model, not a curated record
AUGGCUCCAGAUAGUGUAUUAAAUGAUACAUAUAGUAUCAAUGUUAGCGAAGAUGGAGAAAAAAUUGAAUUAGUAGACUGUGAUUACUUGGACAGAGAGAUGGAAGAAGUCAAAACCGAAUACUUCGUCAUCAAACCCGAUAGCAUGGGAAGUGGCGGAAAUCGGCCGACGUUUGUUGAUGACGACGCAUCGACGUGCAUCGCAAACGGAUCGCAUUACGAUUGCUCGUGGCCUACGUACAAAGGCAACAGAGUUUCGUUUCCGCGGAUAGUAUCCAAGAAAAGGAGCAAAGCCAUAGACAUCAUCGAUCCAGAGACCGGUGAAAAAGUACAGUUAUGAACGAAUGUCGAAAAAACUUAAUGUCAUUAGCUGGCAUAUAUUUGUUACCAUGUUUUGCGUCCAAUAAAAAUUAUAUUA